AUGGAGACUCCUGCUCAUGCUUCAUUGUACAACACAGACUUUGUCCAGAAUGGUCGAGCAAUCACAGCCCUUUGGGGUUCCUGCACUCUGUUCCUUGGAGUCUUAGAGUUUGUGGUUCUGCUGCAGCCAGCCUGGAUUUUAGGUGGCGAGGGCAAAGGACAGUUUGGCCUCUAUGAGGUGUGUGAGGAGUCAGAAUGGGGCCCAGAAUGUAGGGGGCCAUCUGAGCCACUGCAGGCUCUCCCCCCAUUCCAGGCUGCGGCUGGAUUUAUUGUAUGUGCCUUGCUGCUGGUCCUGCUUAGCCUGGGCUGUCUUGCUCUCCUUUGGUUCUGUCACUCUGGGACUGUUUUCAAGCUGUGUGCCUGGCUGCAGCUGAGUGCUGCCUCCUGUCAGGCCCUCGGCUGCCUCCUGUUCCCUGAUGGGUGGGAUUCCCCUGCUAUCCGUCCCCUGUGUGGUUAUCGCUCAGACAGGUACCAGCUGGGGGGCUGCUCUGUUCACUGGGCCUUCAUUCUGGCCAUACUAGGAAUCUUUGAUGCUCUGGUUCUGUCCAUAUUGGGGUUUACCCUUGGAAAACGUCAGGACGCUCUUCAGCCUGAUGAAGCUCACUUGAAACCCAAUAAAAAAGGUGAGCAGGAUCCAUUCUUCUGAUAAUUAAGCUAAGGCCCUAAAUGUUCCCCAUAGACACAGAUCUGUGCCUGCUCACUGCUAUU
This is a messenger RNA of Bombina bombina (fire-bellied toad), 707 nucleotides long. Its product is annotated as LHFPL tetraspan subfamily member 3 protein-like. The transcript has 2 exons. Gene Ontology annotation, biological process: sensory perception of sound. Bases 1 to 645 code for a protein of 214 amino acids. The record is from RefSeq and is a predicted model, not a curated record. Lineage: Eukaryota; Metazoa; Chordata; Amphibia; Anura; Bombinatoridae. Gene Ontology annotation, cellular component: plasma membrane.